GGUAACAUUCUGCGACGUGAACAUCGCUCAGGUCUGCACGGAAACUUCUUUAAGAUUUUCCGAGUUUCUUUUUUCACGACUUUUAACGAGAUGAUUAUUAUAUUGACUGUGACAGUUUUAUUGGAGAUUAAAUUGUUUAUUGUUACAGUAAUUGCUCUAACUGCAAGCCAAAAAUGUACAUUGGUGGAAUUGAACGGAUGUCUUGAAUCUUUAAUGUCGGUUACGAAAAGUAAUGAUUUCACAUUUGCAGCUACGCGGGAUCAACUGAAAACAGUUUGUAGUUCAUUAAAAGAAAGCGUGCAAUGCGUCGAUGAACACAUGAACCUUUGUUUUACUCCAACACAAAGAAAAGUGUUCAACCAUGUUGUAUCAGGUGCAAGACAAGUCCUAACAGAUUUAUGUGUUCCAGGUACUAUUCAAGAAGCUUACCUGGCUCAUGCCUCGUGUUUUAUUAAUAUUACUCUAGACGAGGAAAAAUGCGCUCCAAAAUAUCGACAUUUGAUCAAGAUGUCUGAAAAUGUGAAUGAAAAACAAAAUGUAGAUGAAGGAUUAAAAGGUUCUUGCUGUGCUUUCAGAGAAUUUAUUCUCUGCAAAUACGUCUAUGUUGAACGAGACUGUGGACCUGAUGCUAAUGUCUUUUUACAACAGCAUUUAGAUCGAAUUACAAGCCCUUUGUUACACGAGCACUGUGCCCAUUACACUUAUGGAACUGGAACCUGCAAUUCAUCCUCAAGCGAUUUGAACUUCACAAUCUUUCCUCCAAUGAUACUAACAUUAUCUCUUUCGAUCGCAGUAAUGAAUUUUCUCUUUUUCCCCACUUUAAUACUACAUUUGUAAAUGGAUAAGAAAUCGAUACAAGUGGCACAAAAUUUCCAAGACAGACUUACAUCAUUUCCUGAUACUUACCCGUUAAUGUAUUUUGAGUGCUUUGUAAUUAGUAGGGUUCUGUAGUUGUCAAUGCCAAAUCAAAUUAUAUUGUUCCAAUAUUGGCCACUUCUGAAUUCUUUUCGCAUGUAUGUAUAUAUAUUGUAAGUAUGUGUAAUAUAUAUACUUAUAAUAAUGGAGGAGACACUUUCAAUUUUUGGCAUUUUUUUAAAUUUCUUAAGAAAUACUUAAAGGAUUAUCUGAUAGCUUUAAAGAUGUUUAGUUCAUGCAAUUUUUCAUACUUAAAAUUAAAAAUAAAAAAUAUAAAGCUAUGAAAUUUAAAGCCAUUAGCUUGUAACUUGUAUCGAUUACUUUAGUUGUUAUUUUUAAUAACUGCAUUAAUUUUUGUGCACCCAAAGUAAAUAUUUGUGAAAAUAUGGGCAUUUUAAUAAAAAACUAAUUUUUUCACCUUCGUUCUUCCAUUAUAUCUUUUUAGAUAUUCAAUGGAAUUAAACAAAAUUUUUGGAGCAAUU
Molecule: messenger RNA, 1397 nt
Organism: Parasteatoda tepidariorum (common house spider)
Lineage: Eukaryota; Metazoa; Arthropoda; Arachnida; Araneae; Theridiidae
Source: RefSeq, a predicted model, not a curated record